Messenger RNA from Helianthus annuus (common sunflower), 527 nucleotides. RefSeq names its product FAM10 family protein At4g22670-like. Gene Ontology annotation, molecular function: Hsp70 protein binding; protein dimerization activity. The transcript has a single exon. Bases 3 to 527 code for a protein of 174 amino acids. The record is from RefSeq and is a predicted model, not a curated record. Lineage: Eukaryota; Viridiplantae; Streptophyta; Magnoliopsida; Asterales; Asteraceae.
CCAUGGACGCCGCUAAACUUGAACAACUAAAGCUCUUUAUCAGCCACUGCCAGUCCGAUCCUCCCAUUCUCAGUGAUCCUUCUCUCUCCUUCUUCCGCGACUAUCUCGAAAGUCUUGGAGCUAAACUUCCGGCAUCUGCUUACAAGACUAAAUCGCAAUCGAAAUCAUAUGUUGUGGAAGAGAGUAAUGAAGAAGUUGAACAUCCUCAAGAAGAAGAAGAAGAGGAUGAGAUAGUAGAAUCUGACAUUGAAUUUGAAGGUGAAACUGUGGAACCGGAUAAUGAUCCUCCACAAAAGAUGGGAGAUUCUUUAGUGGAGGUCUCUGAAGAAAACCGUGAUGCUUCCCAAGAGGCAAAAGCAAAGGCAAUGGAAGCAAUUUCUGAUGGUAAGCUAGAGGAAGCAAUCGAGCAUCUCACGGAGGCAAUAUUGCUUAACCCUACUUCUGCUAAAGGCUACAAAUCACGUGGAAUUUGGGGCUGCAAGGAUUGCGGCAAAGUCAAAGCAAGGGAAGGGCUCCUUUUUAAAUAA